GGCGCAGAAGAAAUGUUGUGUGUGCAAGUACAUCUGCGUCGGUCAGAGUCUCGGGGAGAGGUUCCGCGGGAACCGCAUGUUGAAGUGCCUGUUCUGCGGCCAUGAAUUCCGGGGAAACCCGUACGUGGCGGCACGACAUUUCAGGCAGGGGAAAGGGUGUCCCGUCAGUGAUCGACGAGGCGCUGGUGGACAUACACUACAACUCGGACAACAAGCUGGAGGGCAAGAUCCUUGACCGCAUGCUUCGGUUGGAGGAGCUUCACGGUCCGACACCUCCUAUGGAUCCGCGCAGGGACGAGGGAGGGGCGGGAGGAGUUGGACAAGAGAGGGGUGACGAGGACGUGAUCGACGUUGACAACAUGACGAGGCUGAGCGGGCCGCGCGGCCUGGGCCGUCCACGAGGGACAAAGGGAAGGACGUCGUUCACGAGCUGUGGGGCCAGCAAGGCCGUUUCUUUAAGGAUGCGCAUGUGUCGGCUCGCUCUCGAGCGCAGCGGGAUGCCGAAGACGCGGCGACUGCUGGCUCCUUUCUAUGUGACGGGGGCGACCAUCAUGUCCGAUGGCAGGAAGUCGCGGGAUGCGAGGCCGAUCGUUAACUUCCUUGCCGGCGGGUCGCGCGGAGUGAUGAUGGUGGGGACAAUGAACAGGGAGGGCGAGAGAGACCAGGCGGCUGACGUUUUGGCGCACUGGAUCAAGGUGUUUGAUGACUUUCCUCCUCGGUGGGUGAAUGCCAUCUGCACGGGCUCUGCCUCUGCUUACGUCGCUGCGACAAACAUGAUAAAGGGGCCUGAACAGAGGCCAGAGAUUGGACGGAUCACGUGGCUGUCGUGCGCAGUGCAUGUCUAUAACAAAAUGUUGUCAGAUAUUGGCUUGUCAAGCCCGUGGUCGAAGGACAUUAUUGUGCGUGGGAGAGCGGUGGUGCGCUUCAUUAAGGAGCACGACGCCGCUCUGCACAUCUUCAGGGAGGAGAGCACGCAGAUGGGGCUUGUUUAUCCCUGUGAGACACGAUUCGGCUCUUUGUUCGCCAUGAUGGAGCGUUUGUUGGCAGUCAGUAGCGUUGCUCAACUGGCUCGGUGGGUGAGGUGGCAUGUGUGGCAUGAUCCUUGGUGGGAUUCCAUGGGUGUCCUUGUCCGCAUCGUGGAGCCCGUGUACGACAUGCCUCGUACGUUGGACCGAGAAGGGUUGCACAUGUCGCGGAUUGUGCAGUGGACGCAGGAUGUGACCCGCGAUAUGGCACGCGAGGUCCGCGCACUUCCAUCGGGCGUUGCACACUUCAUUAUGCUGAAGGUGCAGGCUCGGUGUGUUGACCUGUUAGAGCCUGUGCACGCCGUUGCUCACCUUCUCUAUCCCAGUCGCAGAGACUUGAGGUACUACGAGGGCGUCGUCAACGACUACGAUGCGAGACUUGUACGGGAGGCAGAGAUGUACAUUCUCACACAGACUGGGUUUAGUGUCGCGAGCCCGGAUUACGAGGCUGCAUGUGCCCAGCUCCGCGACUUCCACACACGGAGAGGGGGGAUUGAGUGGGUGGGGAGGGACAAAGACAUGGAGGCGCAAAGGUGUACCAACGACGUGGAGACGUACGAGGCCAGUUGUUGGUGGUCAAAGUGGGGACAGUGCGCCCCGCAGCUGCAGGCCAUCGCUCUUCGUAUCAUGUACAUGUGGACAUGUUCCUCUUCCGCAGAGAGGAGCUGGGCCGUCCACGAGGCUGUGCACACGAAGAAAGCGCAACAAGCUCGAGUUCGAGAAGGUUGCAAAGUUGGUCGAGAUCUCGGCGAACGUCCGCCUUCUCUCUCAUCAGCGAGCUGGCCGCGGUUUUGCAUUGCCAUGGACGGUCGACGAGUGCAUGUUGGAUAUCGAGCGAGGCAUCGGGACUCAGCCGUCGUGGCAGGGGACGGACCCCAACAGGUCGCAGGAGGACCGGGGGAGGCAGAGACACAUGACGACAGUGGUGACAAGGGCCCUAAGAGGGGGGAGGAGCGGGCGGGACUUGCAGACCAUCCCGCAGGAGGACCGGGAGAGGGUGAUGAGUGGAGCGACCCGGAGGAGGUCCAUAGACGUAGUGGCGGGGGCGAUCUUUUUGGUGGAGGUGACGGGAACCCUUUUGAGCGAGAGAAGCCUUCGUCUCCGGGGCCACAUUCUGUCGAUACGCAGGCGGUGCACGACUCUGCGCGUUCCAGGGGGGCAGAGUCAGCUUGCGGUGGCGGUAUUGCAGGGCAGCAUCCCGACCAUUUACGCAGUGAGAUGGCUUCAUCUGGCGUUGUUCCCCCUCCGUCAGGUGAGCUUCAUCAAGGUUCGCCCCCGAGAGGGCGAUUGCAUAGAUUGGUGAAGGGGCCGAGACAACGAUUAGAGGAGAGAUUGGUGGGUGGUCAUUCAUCGACUAAGAGGGUCGAGAGAGUUGUGGAGAGGCCGACUCGUCGACGUACUCCUCCGUUCGGAGGAGAUGGACGUAGUCCAAUUCAAGAGGCGGUUGAGACGGAGGGUGUUGGGGGGGGUGGUGAUGACAGGGUGUCGAUGGGCGGCGACGGAGGUUUUAGUCAGUCUGGUGAUUUGGGACCGCCUCCCGGAGAGAGCGAUUCUUGGGGGGACGUGUCUACCGGCAUGCAGGCCGUUUUACAACAGAUCAGCGCUACGCAGCCGAAGACUUUCACCCCUACCAUGCACAGAGCAUUAGGAGCGUCGCCAGCGGAGGAGUUCGCCCGUCUAGCGGCGGAGGAGCGACAGAGACAGUUGGGGACGUUUACGGAGAUGCCCCCUUACACACAUGCGGCUGGCCACGUCGAUCAGAGGAAAGAGAUUCACUAUGAGACGCAGGGGGAGGCAGCUGUGCCGGCAGCUUCGGCAGGGACGCAGGGGGAGGCAGCUGCAGGCCAGGGGACAUCAGCAGGGUUGCAUGGGGAGGCAGCCAGCAGCGGCGACGGCAGAGCCGGAACGGGUGGAGGCGAGGCAGCUGGGAUGCCGGGGGAGGCAAAGGGGUUGAAUGCGACUGCGGUCACUACACCAGGCGACCCGGGUUUGGAGGACAUAUAGACGGGUCAGUCAAUGGGCGUUGAUGAUGAUGCACCAUUGGCAUGGGCAGAUACGAUAUCGCCGACCACGAGGGUGGGGGGGGAUGUUGGGGGCGACACUGUUGUUGGGGGGGUAGAGGAGCGAGUCCAUGGUGAUCCGAUGUCAUUGGUUGAGGGCGGUCGCCAUGCAGAGGUUGAUGGCGGGGUCGGACAGAGACAGGAGGCGAUCGGUACGCCUGACAGAGAGAGGCACGAGGCGUCUCGGAGUUUGAUGGUCCGCACGGCCGUGGGGCCGAUGGUGCGACAUGAG
This is a messenger RNA of Chara braunii, 3317 nucleotides long. The record is from the annotation of a GenBank genome assembly. Lineage: Eukaryota; Viridiplantae; Streptophyta; Charophyceae; Charales; Characeae.